AUGGAGACUAUCAACGUGGGUGUUCUGGUCUACGGGGGAGGAAUGUCUGGGAUGGCAUGUGCUGCUUUCGCAACAGAAGCAGGAGCUAAAACAUUGAUUGCCGAGAAACAAACGGAGAUUGGUGGCCCAUCGAAUUAUCCCGCGGGAAUGUUCUGGGGACCCCAAACAUAUGAUAAGUUGAGAUAUUGGGUCCUACCAGGAGAUGUUAUUCUACAAAAAGCAUGGAUGAAAAAUUACCUGUCGGCAGUGCAGUGGAUGCGUGACAACGGAGUGCCUACGGCAAAGCGCUUCGAUGGCAUCAUGACAAUAGGUACAACGUGGCAAUCAUUUGAAUUGCCAAAGUCACAGUGGGUAAAGGGGUAUAGGUAUCGGGUUUCCAAUCAAAAUUCCCAUCUUCACGAUCUCCAUCAAAAUCGUAUCAGGUCGAGCCACGCAAAUGCGCUUUUCACAAACACUUCGGUGCUUAGGUUAAUCCAGAAAGGGCCUGGGGUGCCUGGAUCGACUGUGAUAGGUGCCAUCACUUGUCAGGUUACACCCAAUUCACCAUCUACAUACUAUGAGGUUCAAGCUGAAUUGGUCGUCUUGGCCACUGGUGGACUCCCAAGGUUCUCCAGAUAUUACAAGGUAUGUAGGACAAGGCGGAGAUAA
Molecule: messenger RNA, 648 nt
Organism: Penicillium canescens
Lineage: Eukaryota; Fungi; Ascomycota; Eurotiomycetes; Eurotiales; Aspergillaceae
Exons: 2
Coding region: 1-648 (215 amino acids)
Source: RefSeq, a predicted model, not a curated record